Messenger RNA from Carica papaya (papaya), 817 nucleotides. RefSeq names its product 2Fe-2S ferredoxin-like superfamily protein (gene FDC1). The record is from RefSeq and is a predicted model, not a curated record. Gene Ontology annotation, cellular component: chloroplast. Gene Ontology annotation, biological process: electron transport chain. Lineage: Eukaryota; Viridiplantae; Streptophyta; Magnoliopsida; Brassicales; Caricaceae. Gene Ontology annotation, molecular function: 2 iron, 2 sulfur cluster binding; electron transfer activity.
GGGGGGACUAAACUUUUAACACCCACACAAGUUUCCUUCACCCAUGGCAACGCUGCUUCAUUUCACUCCAUCUCCUACCUUUCUUCUCACCAAACAAAAAAGCGCUACUAAUUUUCCCCCCAUAAAUCUCAACCCAAAAGUACGGACCCACCAAGCCAGUAGGUCUUUAAGAAGAAUUCUUGUGAGGUCGUACAAAGUGGUGAUCGAGCACGAGGGUGAGUCGACGGAGCUGGAAGUAGAACCAGAUGAGACCAUUCUCGCCAAGGCAUUGGAAUCUGGGUUGUCUGUGCCACAUGACUAGCUUGGGGUGUGCAUGACUUGCCCUGCUAAGCUGCUGAGUGGCACUGUUGAUCAGAGUGAAGGUAUGCUCAGUGAUGAUGUUGUGGAAAGUGGGUAUGCACUUUUAUGCGCUUCCUACCCACGAUCAGAUUGUCGUAUCAAGACUAUCCCUGAGGAUGAGUUGUUGUCUCUGCAACUGGCAACUGCUAAUGACUGAAACUGUAUUUUGCUUAACAGUUAAUUUUAGCUUAUGCCAUGGUAGCAGCUUUGUGAGCUACGUUUAGGGAUUUUCGAAUUGUCAAUGAGAGUUAUCACUUUGUCAUCAGUUUGUUGAUGCAUUCAAGUCUAGGUGUUCAUGACAUGACCCAGAAAUAGAUUGUAUUUCACUGCUUAAUAAUCAUUUAUGGGUCGGGUCUUAUCUGUAGCAUUUAGCUAAACAUGGAACUAUAGGCAAUUUGUUGAAGUCCUAUUGUAGCUGAGAAAGUGAUGCGAAUUGCUAGCUGAUUAAGAGAUAUGCAGAAAGCGGCUUUAAUCUAUA